Messenger RNA from Gryllus bimaculatus (two-spotted cricket), 882 nucleotides. The record is from the annotation of a GenBank genome assembly. Lineage: Eukaryota; Metazoa; Arthropoda; Insecta; Orthoptera; Gryllidae.
AAUGUUAGUAUUGUGAAAUAUUUCUAAAAAGAACUGUGUUGAUGCGUGUGUGGCGCGCCGCAGAUGGGCGACGCGAAGGGCGGCGGCGGGCGGCGGGCGCCGCGGCGGCGGUGGCUGAUGCUGGCGCUGUUCGCCGCCACCUCCGCCGCCAACGCCGCCCACUGGCUGCAGUUCGCCAUCAUCGCCGGCGUGGCGCAGCGCUUCUACGGCGUGGGCCCCGCCGCCAUCAACUGGACCUCCAUGGUCUUCAUGGCCGCCUACGUGCCGCUCGUCUUCCCGGCCUCCUGGAUCACCGACAAGAAGGGGCUGCGGGUGGCGGUGGCGCUGGGCGCGGGGCUGACGGCGCUGGGCGGCUGGCUCAAAGCCCUGGGCUCGUGGCCCGACCGCUUCGCCGUGGCGUUCGCCGGCCAGGCGCUGGUGGGCGCGGCGCAGAUGUUCACGCUGGGGGCGCCGGCGCGGCUGGCGGCGCUGUGGUUCCCGCCCGGCCAGGUGGCCACCGCCUGCGCCCUCGGCGUCUUCGGCAACCAGGUGGGCAUCGCGGUGGGGUUCGUGGUGCCGCCGGCGGUGGUGAGCGCGGAGGGGGGCCCGGAGGACGUCACCCGGGAGCUGCUCUGGCUGCACGUGGCGCUGGCGGCCGCGCCCACGCUGCUCUUCCUGCUCAUCCUCUUCCUGUUCGAGGCCGCGCCGCCGUCCGCGCCUGCCCCGGAGGUGGAGGGCGGCCUGGGCCCCGAGCAGCUGCCGUUGCGCCCGCCCGCGCCCCUCAAGGAGCCCCCGCCCGCCGCCAACGGUGCGCCACACACCCACACACACUCACACACACACUCGCACACACGCACACACACACGCACACACGCACACCCACACCCACACACAUACACACAC